Anolis sagrei ordinatus is the source of this 497-nucleotide messenger RNA. It is a transcript of the gene CHRAC1, whose product is annotated as chromatin accessibility complex subunit 1. Gene Ontology annotation, biological process: DNA-templated DNA replication; chromatin remodeling. Gene Ontology annotation, cellular component: CHRAC; nucleus. Lineage: Eukaryota; Metazoa; Chordata; Lepidosauria; Squamata; Anolidae. The record is from RefSeq and is a predicted model, not a curated record. Gene Ontology annotation, molecular function: protein heterodimerization activity.
GGAGGCGCGGUUCCGAUCCAAGAUGGCGGCGGGGCAGAGCGGAGUGGCGGGUCGCGGAGGCGGCGAGAACCGGCUGGUCUCGUUGCCCUUGUCUCGGAUCCGCGUGAUCAUGAAGAGCUCGCCCGAAGUGUCCAGCAUCAACCCGGACGCCAUCUUCCUCACCGCCAAGGCCACGGAGCUGUUCGUCCAGUACUUAGCCACAUACUCCUACAAACACGGCCAGGGCAAGGAGAGCAAGGCCUUAACCUACAGCGACCUGUCCCACACGGCAGAGAAAUCGGAGACCUUUCAGUUCCUGGCAGAUAUCCUACCAAAGAAGAUCUUAGCAAGUACAUACCUUAAAAUGCUUGAGAAGGAAAAGAAAGGAGAACAAGAGGAGGAGGAGGAGGAUGAAGAAGAGGAGGAUGAAAGUAGUGAAGAUGAAAGUGAAGACGAAGACACGUCUUGAACGUGAGAAGUGAUGCUGUUCAUCCCAGGUUGUUUCAUAAACAUUUUGA